AUGUCGGAGGAAUCUAAGCCAAGGUACCGCAUAGGUUAUGCUCUGGCGCCUAAGAAAGUGAAGAGUUUCAUUCAACCGUCACUCCUCAAUCUCGCCAAGGAGAGAGGAAUCGAUCUAUUUCCCAUCCAAACCACCAAACCCCUGAUCGAUCAAUUACCCUUCGAUUGCAUCAUCCACAAAUCACCCGACCCGGAAUGGCGGAACCAGCUCGAGCAGCUCCUUGUGCAAAACCCCAACAUCGUCGUAAUUGACCGCCCGGAGGCGAUCGAGCGCCUCCACAAUCGGGUAACCAUGCUGCAGGCGGUGAACCAGCUGGAAAUCGCGAACGGAUUUUCGAUUGGGGUCCCAAAGCAGGUGUCUGUGGAAAAUCCCCAAUCGCUGAUUGACCGCGUCGCGUCGAGUGGUUUGAGGUUUCCGGUGAUUGCCAAACCUCUGGUGGCGAAUGGGACCGCGUGCUCUCACCAGAUGUCGCUGGUUUUCAACGAGGAGGGCUUGCGAGGGCUGAAUUGGAGCCAGCCGUUUGUACUGCAGGAGUUCGUGAAUCAUGGAGGGGUCAUUUUCAAGGUAUACGUGGCGGGCCAGCACAUUCAGUGUGUGAAGAGGAAAUCGUUGCCGGAUAUCUCAGAGGAGAAAUUGGGCGUUUCGGAGAAUUCGGUGUCGUUUUCACAGAUAUCGAAUGUGACUGCUCAGGAUCAGAGCGAUGACAGCGUGGAGAAGCUGAUUGAGGCGGCUGAGCUUCCGCCAUCUAGUUUUGUGACGGAAGUAGCUAGUCAGUUGAGGGAAGCUUUGAAGUUGAACCUUUUCAAUUUUGAUAUGAUAAGGGACAGUAGAGUUGAAGGACGGCAUCUUGUUAUUGAUAUCAAUUACUUUCCAGGGUAUGCGAAGAUGCCUCACUACGAGACAAUUUUGACUGAUUUUUUAACUGGUUUCCUGUAUCAUAUUUUACCUACUCUACAGCGAGAGUAA
Messenger RNA from Salvia hispanica, 966 nucleotides. Its product is annotated as inositol-tetrakisphosphate 1-kinase 2. The record is from RefSeq and is a predicted model, not a curated record. Gene Ontology annotation, biological process: inositol trisphosphate metabolic process. Gene Ontology annotation, molecular function: ATP binding; inositol-1,3,4-trisphosphate 6-kinase activity; inositol-3,4,5,6-tetrakisphosphate 1-kinase activity. Gene Ontology annotation, cellular component: cytoplasm. NCBI's taxonomy places the organism in Eukaryota, Viridiplantae, Streptophyta, Magnoliopsida, Lamiales, Lamiaceae.